CCGAGACCAUAAAUAGCCGUGGGAGGUGGCCCGGCUCUCAUCGCUGCUGAGGAGGAGAUGGAGCCGGGCUCGGUGACGGCAUCUGGGACGUUAAGGGCCGGGGCAAGCUGUCUGAGACCCCUGUGCAGGAAUUUUGCCCGUGGAUUCUGUCGGUGGGGCCAGAGCUGCCGCUUCUCACAUGACAGAAAAUCAGCCCAGGUCUGCAGGUACUUCCAGCGUGGGUUUUGCCGUUAUGGAGAGCAGUGCAGCUACCAGCACAUCCAGGAGGAGCCGGCACCAGUAGGGACCCAAUAUGGUCUGAUGUCCCACCGCCACUGGGGCCAGGAGCCUGCCACUGAGCCCACAGCCACGGAGCAGGAGCAGGGGGGAGCCCAGGGCACUUCAAUCUACCCUGGCAGCAGCAUGACGUGUGUGACCUUCCAGUUCCUCAAACUGGAGGUAGAAGAGAAAGACAAGAAGAACAUCCCAGUACUUCAUAACAUCUCCUGUGGGGCCAUCAGUGGAGAAUUUGUCCCCACAAAAGUUCGGGGUGUCUCAGCCUUUCAACCACAAGGGACAGCACUGGAUCCAGACUCCUCUGAUCCCAGAAAGGCAGUUUUGGAGACGGCAACAUGGACUGACCCUGCAAAGGUCCCUGCAGAGCCGGGUGCUGCAGCAGCCCUGGUCACCACUGCAGCGCUGAGAGCCCAGAGCGAGGCCGUGGUGUGCGGGAUCUGCAUGGACAGGGUGUACGAGAAGCCGCUGCCGGAGGAGCGGUUCUUCGGGAUCCUCCCGAACUGCAGCCACGCGUACUGCGUGGGCUGCAUCCGCAAGUGGAGGCGCAGCCGGGACUUCAAGAACACGGUCAUAAAGGCCUGCCCAGAGUGCCGGAUCACCUCCAGUUACUACAUCCCCUACAAGUACUGGGUCUCGGAUGUGGCUGAGAAGGAGAAGCUCAUCAGAGCCUUCAAGGCACGGACGGGGAAAAUCAGGUGCAAGUUUUUCAUCCAUGGCCACUGCCCUUUCAAAUCAGAGUGCAUCUACCUGCACGAGCUGCCCGCCCGCCAGCUGUGGCGGCACAGGCGGCAGCGGCCGAAGACGCCCGCCGUGUUCAUCCCUUCUUCCUCGGAAAGCUCUGACGAGGAGGAUGAGGAGCUGCGCACUCUCGAGUGGGCUCUUACCCUGGCCAUGCUGGAGACAGAAUUUCCCGACUCAAGUUAUGGCCACGAGAUGCUUCUCAUCGACCUCAGCGAUUCUGACUGAGCCGCAGGGGCCAGGCUGGGCCUGGGUGCUGCUGGUGGCUGGGACACUCUGGGAGGUGGAAGCGUCUGCUUUUGACUCCUGCCGUUGUUUUGGGCUGGCUCCAGCCGUGGGGGUGUUGCAGGAUGGGGUGUGUGAAAAGUGCGUAUUAUAUGGCUCUACGCAAGAUAUUUACUAUAUGUAUUAUGUUGUAUUGAUUGUUAAUGUUGGAUUAAUAUUUUGAUAGUACGGUAAAUGUAGUUUUGUAGUGAAAAUGUAGUUUUUAUAUACCAACGACAGGAAAACGUAAAUCUUUCAGAGAAAAAGAAUUUACUACUUCCUUAUCAGAAGAGACCAACUUCUUGCUCAGCCCUGAAGACGCCAUAGAGAUUAAAGGAAGAAAGUGAUACUAACGAAAGACAAUUCUUUGUUUGAAUGGAAUUUAUGCAUCAUGUAUGAAAUGUAUGAAUAUUCAACAGGCUAUUGAUUGCUUUUAAGAGAUAAGCCUUUGUUAACGGGGGUCCUUCUUCGGAGCUUUUUUGCUCGGGGAGGCACCCAGACAUCUGCUUCUUUGUUUCUAUUGUCUCGUAUUGUCCUAAC
Messenger RNA from Hirundo rustica (Barn swallow), 1818 nucleotides. Its product is annotated as probable E3 ubiquitin-protein ligase makorin-1. Gene Ontology annotation, molecular function: ubiquitin protein ligase activity; metal ion binding. Lineage: Eukaryota; Metazoa; Chordata; Aves; Passeriformes; Hirundinidae. Gene Ontology annotation, biological process: protein polyubiquitination. The record is from RefSeq and is a predicted model, not a curated record. The transcript has 8 exons. Bases 58 to 1242 code for a protein of 394 amino acids.